Ascoidea rubescens DSM 1968 is the source of this 507-nucleotide messenger RNA. RefSeq lists its product as uncharacterized. NCBI's taxonomy places the organism in Eukaryota, Fungi, Ascomycota, Saccharomycetes, Ascoideales, Ascoideaceae. The transcript has a single exon. The coding region runs from base 169 to 447 and encodes 92 amino acids. The record is from RefSeq and is a predicted model, not a curated record.
GCCAGCAUCCCCAAACACGCCAAGUAAACUAAUUCAGAUAAUCUAAAUAACUUCGACCUUUGCUGGCCACGACAUCAGUAGAAUGGCGCUGCCGAAUGUACAAUUGACAUUAAAGCUCUUUUGCUGUUAGUUCCUACUGUCGCUCUGACCAAACGAAGCUUCCUUUUAAUGUUCCAUUAUCUGCUGCCAUCAAAAAACCAAUUCUGUCAGCAGCAGCAGUUACACCUACUGCUGCUCGUGGUACUGCCAAUAAUUUUGUCACUGCUGAUAAUGACAAAAAUAACACAACCGCAAUGUCUUUCAGUAGACUCAUCAAAUACUAUCACCAAUGAAAGUGAUAAAUGUAGUGACAUCAGCUCAGAUGAUGAAGAGAGGGACGGUGACAAUCUCAAUAAGUUCCAUUCAACGAGAUCUGUUGCAUGCAUUGAUGAGAAUGUUGGUGCCUGAUGCUAGUACUGGUGCUGAAUCAAAUAUGGACCAUCGCGCCGCAACCAACGAAGUCUGCCA